Messenger RNA from Humulus lupulus (European hop), 1939 nucleotides. RefSeq names its product serine carboxypeptidase-like. The record is from RefSeq and is a predicted model, not a curated record. Gene Ontology annotation, cellular component: vacuole. Gene Ontology annotation, biological process: proteolysis. Gene Ontology annotation, molecular function: serine-type carboxypeptidase activity. Lineage: Eukaryota; Viridiplantae; Streptophyta; Magnoliopsida; Rosales; Cannabaceae. The transcript is spliced from 9 exons. Bases 220 to 1734 code for a protein of 504 amino acids.
AUGUCUUCUUCUUGUACAACUGGUUGCAGCUGAUUAUUGCAUCAUCAUCGUCUUCACUCUCCGUCAUUUUACAGAGCUAACAGUUACCUUUGCCUCUCACAGACCGUUAGGUGCUGCCACCUGUUCCUUCUCUUUCUAUAUUAAAUAUCUUUCUUCGGGUGUUGAUUCUAUCUCUGUUUCAAGUUUCUCUCUCUAAACUUGGAAGUUACGAAAACGAAAAUGGAGCGUUCGAUUUCUCUCUCCUUCCUCUCUGUUCUGCUACUGAUUAUCUCUCCUCUGUCUUCGGCCAGCUUCAACGAUGGAAUGGGUUUCGCCAAGUCCAGCUUCCCGUCUGGACAGGCUCAGAAGCUCAUCAGGGACCUCAAUCUGUUCCCCAAACACGAUGUCAACAUCAUCGACGGCACUGAUUCGCUUGAUCAGUCAAAGAAGCUCGUCGAGAAGAGCUUCAGGAUGCCCAACCUCGAUGAUUCUGGUGUCUCCGUCGAGGACCUCGGCCACCAUGCCGGUUACUAUAAGAUUGAACAUUCUUAUGAUGCUAGGAUGUUCUACCUUUACUUCGAGUCACGCAGCAGCAAGAAGGAUCCUGUUGUAAUCUGGCUAACAGGAGGUCCAGGGUGCAGCAGUGAGUUGGCUGUGUUUUAUGAAAAUGGUCCUUUCAAUAUUGCGGACAACUUGUCUCUUGUUUGGAACCCAUAUGGUUGGGAUAAGGCAUCCAAUCUUCUGUAUGUUGACCAACCUACUGGGACUGGAUUUAGUUACAGUUCUGAUAGACGUGAUAUUCGUCACAAUGAAGAAGGAGUCAGUAAUGACCUGUAUGACUUCUUACAGGCAUUCUUUGCUGAGCAUCCUCAUUUAGCAGAAAAUGACUUCUACAUUACUGGAGAAUCAUAUGCUGGGCACUACAUACCUGCUUUUGCUGCUCGAGUCCACCGAGGAAACAAAGUUAAUGAAGGAAUACAUAUAAAUUUAAAGGGAUUUGCCAUUGGCAAUGGACUUACAGAUCCUGCAAUUCAGUACAAGGCUUACACAGAUUAUGCAUUGGACAACAGCAUAAUAACGAAGUCCGAUUAUAAUCAUAUCAACUUGUUGGUUCAACCUUGUGAGCUCGCAAUAAAGCUUUGUGGCACUGAUGGUACAGUCGCUUGCAUGGCUUCUUAUUUUGUCUGCAAUCUCGUCUUCAGUAGCAUCCUAGCACGCGCUGGAAAUAUAAAUUACUAUGACAUCAGGAAGAAAUGUGUGGGAAGUCUUUGCUAUGACUUCUCAAAUAUGGAGAAAUUCUUGAACCAGAAACCUGUGAGAGAUGCACUUGGAGUUGGGGAAAUAGAAUUUGUGUCAUGUAGUCGAACUGUUUAUGAGGCCAUGUUGUUGGACUGGAUGAGGAAUCUCGAAGUUGGUAUUCCUGCUCUUCUUGAUGAUGGAGUGAAGUUGCUUAUAUACGCUGGAGAAUAUGAUCUUAUCUGCAACUGGCUUGGGAAUUCAAGAUGGGUUCAUGCAAUGGAGUGGUCUGGUCAGAAAGAGUUUGGGGCUUCUUCUGAAGUUCCUUUCUUAGUUGAUGGAUCUGAAGCUGGAGUUCUAAAAAGUCACGGACCUCUCAGUUUCCUCAAGGUACAUGACGCAGGCCAUAUGGUUCCCAUGGACCAGCCGAAGGCUGCACUGGAGAUGUUGGUAAGGUGGACUCGGGGCAAUCUUUCUGAAACUGCAACAGAGCCAGAAAAUUUGGUUGCUCAGAUGUGAUCACUUCUCUGGGUGUUGUAUGUUGUUAAGCUUUGUUUUAAAGACUUCGGAAUGCUUUAGGAGAAUAGCCAAUAUAUGUUUUAUGCUGUUUCUCAAUGUGGUUGUAAAUAUUCCGAAACCCAUGAGUUCUGAUAGUUACAGGAACUUACAAACAAUGAACUUAAGGCUCCUUCCAUACAUGGCAAUCCAUAAUUUUCUUUUUCUA